CCCACAGUCAUGACAUUAAACAGAAUGCGGCUCGCAAUGCCACUGGCCAUCCUGCUGGCGACACUAAUCCUGGCCAAGAGCUCUGUCCAGGCAGCACCAGUCGAGGAGGAGGUGGACCCACAAGGCACCACACUCGAGAUGGACAGGCAACGCAUCGACUGUAAAUUGACUCUCGAUGCGGCGACAAUAGACUCGUUAGGCUGCAACGAUGAGGUGGCGGAGCAGUCUGGGGCAAGUAGCACUGCUAAUAAUACGGACCAGCUACAGCGUCACUUGAAGACCUCCGAUAGUCAGCCCAUCUAUGAAUUGCAAUUGGUUGUUUGGCCCAGUGACACUGAGGAUGGUGAUGACUUCAAUCCGCUAGAGGAAAGUACAACCACAACAACAGCAGCAACAACAACAACAGCAGCAACAACAACAACCUCGACAACAACAACACCAACCACAACAACAAUGUGGCCAUUGUAUGAGGAUCAAUUGGUUGUAUUUCCGCAAAUGGACUUUGAAGAGGAAAAUCUUGAUUAUUUCUUGGACGAAGAAGCACCAGCAGUAAGACCACCGGCAAUAUCUGCAACCACUUCACGUCCCAGGCCCAUAGAUCCCACUGGCACAACCACACCAACGCCCACUUAUGUUGUUGAAAAUUAUCACGUCAUACACCCCAAUGGAACCGAAGAGUACAAAUUAGUGCUGAGCAACGGCAUGGCGAACUAUAAGAAACUUUACACGAAGCGAGUGGGCGAACGGCAGAUCAAUGUGCAGGAGGGCUACAACUCGGUGCCCAUCGCUGGACGACGCAAUCUGAUACAAACUCAGUACUUCAUUGCCGAUGAGCGUGGCUACAAUGUCUACAAGAUUGAGCAAAACUAUCAGCAGCCAGGGUUGCCCAAACAUUUGCAUUACAAAGCCACAAAAGCGUCCAAUAUGUGAGCAGGAAUGAGUUGAAGGAUUCUAAAAUGCGCGAUGCACAGUGGUCGGAAAUAC
Molecule: messenger RNA, 984 nt
Organism: Drosophila guanche
Lineage: Eukaryota; Metazoa; Arthropoda; Insecta; Diptera; Drosophilidae
Exons: 3
Coding region: 10-930 (306 amino acids)
Source: RefSeq, a predicted model, not a curated record